Annulohypoxylon maeteangense is the source of this 996-nucleotide messenger RNA. RefSeq names its product SGF29 tudor-like domain-containing protein. Gene Ontology annotation, cellular component: SAGA complex. The record is from RefSeq and is a predicted model, not a curated record. The coding region runs from base 1 to 996 and encodes 331 amino acids. Lineage: Eukaryota; Fungi; Ascomycota; Sordariomycetes; Xylariales; Hypoxylaceae. The transcript has 2 exons.
AUGUCUUCGAGAGGAAGUCAACGCAGGGGCCCAAAUCGCAACAGCGAGAUCGGCGAGCACGGAGAAGAGUUGGGAAUGUGGAAGGAUAUCAAGGACAAGAUCCCCGGCGCCGCAGAUGCGUUUAAUGAGAGCAGUCAACAUGUUUUAGAAAUCCAUAACCAAGAAAAGCUUAUGGCAGAGAAAAGAAAAAAUGGCACUCUCACGGCUGAAGACCACAAUGAGCUUGAUAGGCUCUGUCGUAAGGGGGUAAAACUCAAUGAGUUGGCCAGCCAAAACAUUGCCGAAACUAUCGAGAAGCUUAAGGUAUUACGUGCCGUGCAGAAGGCCAAGGAAGACCAGCAGGAAGCAAACACGUCCCGAGCAGCUGCUCAGCGAGCUAAGGAAUCGGCUGCGGCUGCAUCUUCGCUAUACGACUUUGACGGAGCCGGCGACUCUCCCGUCCCCUCCCCCAACCCCGGCCUACCCCGUCGCAUGGGCGGGGGUAGCAAGGGAGAUCGUGACUCGGUGCCACCAAGGCUAGACCGCUCUACUCCGGCAGCCAAGGCGGGUAGUGCCGAGCCGCAGUCCGGACCAGCAUCCAGUUCCAGUCGGUCUAAACAGACAUUUGCUAAAGAUGACGAAGUAGCGUUUAAGCCGAAGCCGAUGAGCAAUGAACAGACGGACUGGAUACUAGGUAUCGUCCAAGACGUACGUGGUGACGGAAAGUCGAGACGGUAUAGAGUGCUUGAUGCCGAUGUGGAUGAGAAUGGCCACCAGAAGGAUUUCCGUACCAGCGCCAGCAGUAUGAUUCUUAUUCCAAGGGAUGGGACUAUUCUACCACCCUUGGAAACAGGCAAGACGGUAUUAGCGCUCUACCCAAACACAACAACAUUCUAUAAGGCCGAAGUCAUGGGAAUGGACGGCGAUGGAAAAGUUAACCUGAAAUUCGAGGGCGAGGAGAGCAGCAAUACCAUGCAAGCUGUUACUCGUCGACAUGUAGUGGAAUAUCGAGGUUGA